UUGGUAUGACCUAACUUCUAAAUAUAACGUGAUACAGAGUAUUUACUUCAGAAAUUCUGUCACUAAAUAUUUAAUUAAUUGAGAAAUUGUCACUAAUUAUUUAAUACUUCGUACUUGUAGAGUAUGAUGCAAGGUCAAAUUAUUUUCAUGUUUAGAGAAGUAUUUCCCACGUGGGGAAAUUACUUCUUUACCACACUAUGUUACGAAGAACCUUCGUAUUUGAUUGGACGAUAGGUUAUCUUGUACUUCUUUCUUUUUUAAAUUACACAUUUUUUUAAGGGAAAUUACACAAUUAUUUAGCACGUUUGUCAAUGCACAAUUUUAAACAUUAAUAUCUCUAAUUGUGGCUAAAAACAUAUUAUAAAAUUUGAUCUUUAAAAAAUAUUUACUGAGAUGAAUCUAAUAAGAUCUCACACGACUAUAUUCUUUAAGUAUAAAACACAAAAGAAAGUCAUAAGUGUUCGUGUAAAUAGUAUCUAAAAUUCAAUUGUGUCAUAGAAAUAAGAACAAAGGAAGUAAUUUUUUUUAAGAUAUUUUUACUGUUGAACUACAAGUAAUUUACUUUCUCAACAAAUCUCAAUCUUUCACAAAAGGGUUUCUCAAUAGUUGUGAUAAUGAAACUAAUAAUCAUGAUUUCUAACCAUUUAUUUCAAAGAAAAGAAAACCGGUUAAUACUCGAUAUGCAACUAAUAUUUUUACAUUUUGAACACAUUUUCAAUUGCUGUCAAGUUGAAAUACACACUAAUUGUUACGAGUACUUUUGUGGAAGCUCUGAAGUUAACACCAAGAUAAUUUCUUCUAUUACUCCGUAUAUGAUAAAAGAUUAAAGGUAUUUUAAAGAAUUCAAACUACCCAUCUAUUACUAUAUACUAAAAGAGACACCAGGAAUGACACGUGUCAAUUCCUGGUGUAAAAUUUUCCCGCCUAAAAAUGUUUUCCUAAAAUAUAUAUUUUAUUUUAUUUUAUUUUAUUCUCUACCAUUUUAUAAACUUUCUAUGUAUGGAAAAAAUAUUAGAUUAUAAUUUACGGUUUUUUCAUGAAAUGCCCCUGAGGUUUUAAAAAACGCACCAAAUACCCUCGCCUGUUUCGAUUCACAUAAUAUACCCCUAUUUAUCCGUACUGUUCAUGACAUGCCCCUGUUAGCUAACGCCGUUAGUCUGCCGUUAGUGGUGUUUUACUUAUUUGCCCUUAAUUUUGGUUUAGCGCCAUUGACUUCCUUCACUUUCACAGAAAGACCAAAAAAAAAAAAAAAACCGUUCACAUUUUUCUCUUUCUCUCUCCUCUCCCCUGUUCUUCUUCAAGCUCUAAUCCUACUCAAACCCUAGAAAUUCUGGGUAGAUCUUCAAUAUUUUUGUGAAUUUUGCUGCGCACCUUAAAGGCGAGUUCGUGGGUUGUGAUUUUGCUUCAAUCGCGACAAAAAAGGGAGAAACUUGAGGCGAUUUCCAGUUGAGUUAGUGUUGAAGAGGAAACGGGAAUUUAAAGUUGGUUAGUCUACUUCCAGGAUGAGUGCUAUUUGGUUGUUACUACGUUAUGGGUCACAUAGUUUUGAUAUUAGAGUGGGAGACAUGGAAAAAUAUCGUUUGUUGAAGUUGUUUCUUGAUAUCUUUGAGGAAUCAGUUAAGCAAGAUGUUUUUUUGCCUAGUACCUUUAGCUUGUAUGUUGAGGGUCCUUGUGGUAAGGUUGAAUUGAAUGAUGAUAAGACUUUAAGGCUUCUGUGGGGAUGGAAUUGGGGUAAAGACACUGCUGAAAUUUGGGUUGAGGGAACAGAUAAACCAGGAUUGGUGUUUAGGAAUGCUGUUGCAACAAUUGAGAAUCAUAGAAAGGAAAAAGAGAGACAACUUAAGGAGAGACAAGAGGAACUGUUGAGGGCUCAAAGAGAGGAGGAAGAGGCAAUGAGGAAACAACAGGAAAGGGAGGACAUUUUGAGGGAAAUACAGGAACAAAUGGAGUACACUGUGGCUAUGGAGGUCCCUGUUGUUGAUUGUGAGGACAUGAAGGUUGAGUAUGUGAGAGUCAUUAGCAAAGAUGAUGCUGAUGAGGUGUUUCCAGGUUGCUCUCAACCAAAACAAACACAAGAAUCCCCAAAGAAACAACCCACCCCACCCAAACACACAAAUCAUGUUGCUUCUAAGUCAAAAGGCAAGGAUAAGCCUGCUUCUAAGAAACUAACCCCCAAAAGGAGGGCAUCAGCUAAACAACCCACCCCACAGAAACAACCCACCCCACCUAAACAACCCACCAAACAACCUACACCACCACCCCCACCACCCCCACCACAGAAAGAACCCACCCAACCAAAACAACAACAACACACACCACCACCAGAACAUCCCACCUCUCCACCACAACAACAACAACACACACCACCACCAGAACAUCCCACCUCUCCACCACAACAUCACACCCCUCCACCACCACCACAAAAUCCCACUCCACCACAGAACAACCAAACUGAUGAGCCUAACAAUCAAGCACCACCUGAUCAAGCUCAGCCAGUGAAAAAGAAGGGGGGCAGAGCUAGACCUGAGGGGUUUAGGGUUAACAAAGUCACUGCUAAGAAGGCUGGAACUUGGGUUUCCAAGGGAAAGGGAAAAGGGAGAAAGGGUACAGGAAGGUCUAAGACACCAGGGGUUUUUGCUGAUGUUGGUGAGAUAUGUUCAGAAGAGGAGAGUGAGGAUUCUGAUUAUGAGGAAUCAGAUUCUGAACAAGAGGAUGUUCUGAAUGAUUGGAUUGAUUCUGAUGUUGAUGAUGAGGUGAUUCCUGAUGAUAUUCCUGAUUUGGGGUUUGAGGAUUGUCUAAAUGGUUCCUCAAAGAUGGAUAAGGCCUAUAAAAAUGGCAAAAUAUGGACUGAUCAACCAUAUGGGUCCAUUCAGUUAGAACCCUGGUUGAUCUUUCAUGAUAAGGCCACAUUUCUUGAAGUGUUGAGAAGUUACUGCAUACAGGAGGGGUUUGGGCUUAGUGUUGAGAGGGCUGAUAAUAGGAGGUACACAGCAGUGUGUGCAGUGGAGUCAUGUGACUGGAGGAUACAUGCCAGUAGGUUGUUUGACAAUGUUAGCUGGGCCAUUAAGGUGAUCAGUGGGUCCCACAGAACUUGUGGGAGGCUUGAGGAGAAUCCAGUAGUGACCUCUGAGUGGUUGUGUAAGCAUAUGUUGGGGGAAAUAGAGGCAAAUCCAGAGAUUCCAGUGGAGACAUUGAGGAGGUAUGCACAGGAGAAGUUUCAGUUGAGGGUGAAAAAGAGGCUAUUGUACAAGGUCAGGAGUAUGGCAAAGGGAAAGCUGCAUGGUGGUUGGGCUGAAGCAUAUGAGCUGUUGCCUAGAUAUGCUGAGAUGAUUAAGCAAACAAACCCAGGGAGUCAUGCACUUAUAACAUGGGGGGCCAGUAGUGGGGAUGUGAACCCAAAAUUCAGAGCUUGCUUCUUCUCAUUUGCUGCACAAGUCAGGGGGUUUCUAAGGGGUUGUAGGCCCAUAAUUGGAAUAGAUGGGGCUCAUUUAAGUGGUUUCUACAAGGGCAUUCUACUGACAGCAGUUGGCAUAGAUGGGAAUAAUGAAAUUUUUGUUCUUGCCUAUGGGAUAGUAGACACUGAGAGUUGUGACAGUUGGACCUACUUCAUGAGAUGUUUGAGGCAAAUGUUUGAGCAGGAGGGUUGCAACAGAGAUGAUUGGACCUUCAUCAGUGAUAGGAUGAAGGGUGUUGAGUUGGCAGUUAGAGAAACUUUUCCUAGAGCAACUAGGAGAGUUUGCUGCCAACACCUAUACAUGAAUUGUAAGAACAAUGGCUUCAGUGGAUCUGCAUUCCACAAGCUAUUUUGGAUAGCUGCUAAUGCAUACAAUGAGUAUGUGUUUGGUAAGGCCAUGGAAAAGAUCAGUGAGUACAAUGCAAAUGCCACUGCAUACUUGAACAGCUGCAUUGAGCAGUGGUCUAGGCAUAAGUUUGACUCUACUGUUUGUUGUGAUCACAACACAACAAACUUUGUGGAGUCAUUCAAUGCAUGCACAAAGCCCUUCAGAGACAUGCCUGUCUUCUCAUUAUUGGAAGCAAUCAGAAGUUGGUGUAUGCAGAGGGUGGGGGCUAGAUUUGACAAGGCAGUUGACAUGGAGGAAGGUCAGCUCACUGCAUAUGCAUUGAAAGAGUUAGAGGAGAGGACAGCUGAGUCCAGGUUAUGUUAUGCCACAGCAUGUGGAGGGGGUGAAUUUGAGGUUAGGGAUGGACAUGUCAACUUCCCAAUUAGGCUUGCAACAAGAAGUUGUGCCUGUGGGAAGUGGCAGAUCUGUGGAAUCCCCUGCAAGCAUGCACUGAGGGUCAUAUAUGACCAAAGGAUGAACCCCCAUGAUUUCAUAUCCCCAUGGUUCAAGGCUGCUGCAUACAAGCUAACCUAUGCAGAACAUAUUCAUCCUAUGGCAGAUCCAUCUCAAUGGCCUGACUUUGGCCUUCCUUCCAUUCAGCCUCCAACCAUCAAAAGACCAUCUGGCAGACCUGCUAAGAAGAGAAAGAGAGGGGCAAAUGAACCAAAGAAAGGGAAGAGGAACACAAAUGUGAAAUGUGGAAAGUGUAGAGAGUUUGGUCACAACUCAAGAACAUGCAAGAGUGGAGGAACAAGUGCCACUGGACCAAGUACUUCAAAGAGUGGUGCAGCAGGAGCAAGUACAUCAAAUGGGGGACCAAACACAAGGAAGAGGUCAAAGGCAGCUGCAUAGUCACCUCAGUUGGCUAUAUUUUGUGAAUUGUAGUGCACAAAGCUAAACUAACUUAGUCAAAUCAGUUUAGUCAGAAUCAGUUUAGUUAGAAUCAGUUUUUGGAAACAGUUGUGCAGAGAUCAUUUUUUGGAAACAGUGAAAUGCUUAGAACACCUCUUUUUGUGCAGUUCAGUGGUGUUUGUCCACUUAAAGUUCAGUUUAUGUAAAGCUUAUUUGCUUGAACAAGUAUUUAUGGAACAAAGUCUCUUUAUUUCAUGAAAUUUGUUACAACUUUA
Molecule: messenger RNA, 4969 nt
Organism: Spinacia oleracea (spinach)
Lineage: Eukaryota; Viridiplantae; Streptophyta; Magnoliopsida; Caryophyllales; Amaranthaceae
Exons: 4
Coding region: 1503-4694 (1063 amino acids)
Biological process (GO): DNA transposition
Molecular function (GO): transposase activity; zinc ion binding; DNA binding
Source: RefSeq, a predicted model, not a curated record